This is a messenger RNA of Haliotis rufescens (red abalone), 3310 nucleotides long. Its product is annotated as SH3 domain-containing kinase-binding protein 1-like. NCBI's taxonomy places the organism in Eukaryota, Metazoa, Mollusca, Gastropoda, Lepetellida, Haliotidae. The record is from RefSeq and is a predicted model, not a curated record. Gene Ontology annotation, molecular function: protein binding. The transcript is spliced from 16 exons. The coding region runs from base 160 to 2292 and encodes 710 amino acids.
AUCAAACGGUAAAAUGAUGUCAGGCCCCAGGUAGUAGACUAAGUGUUAGUGUUCGGGGAAAUUGUGUAUGUAUCAAUGAUCGACCUGAGCUGAAAAUGUUUGAACAAAUAUGGAGUCAAGAAAGUUGAUAUGUAUCGUUACUAAGUAAUAGGAGCGGUCAUGAGGAGAAGAGUUGACGCUGUGGUGGACUUUGCCUAUGAGGCUGAGCAGGAAGAUGAACUGUCCUUGAAGAUCGGAGAUAUCAUCAAAAAUGUCAUACAAAGUGAUGGUGGCUGGUGGGAGGGGGAGCUCAAUGGCAAGAAGGGGAUGUUCCCAGAGAACUUUGUGAAGGUGCUGAAACAAGACGACAAAGGAAAAUCUCCAGGUAUUGGGAAGAAGGAAGCUCCAGAGCGCAAGUCCGUUCGAGAAUUAGCCAGCAAAUUUAAAGACAACAUGCCUCUUGGACCACUACCACCGAAAAAGAAAGAUAAGAAAAAGAAAUGCAAGGUUAUGUUUGACUACACACCGGAGAAUGAAGAUGAGCUGCUACUCAAGGAGGGAGAAAUCAUUGACUUCAUACGAGAGGUUGAGGAUGGAUGGUGGGAGGGCAGCAACAAUGGCCCCAGUGGUGUGUUCCCAUCCAACUUUGUGGAGAUGUGUGAGGAACAGCCAGAGGAUGCAGGACAACCAGAUGUCCCAGACAAACCAAGUGGGAUCGGUUCUGGUGAUGAGUCAUCUGGCAGUGUUCACGAGAUAAAGGGAAAGAAGGUGAUCGGUAUUGGCCUGGGGAACAUCUUCCAAGGCGGCCCAAUCAAACUCCGCUCUGCUCCCAAAAACAAAGAAGCACCUCCCGUGGAGGCGAAGAAGCACGCUGAUGUAAAGGAGCCACCUAAACCACCACCCCAUGAGCCAGCCCGACCUCCGCCCCUGGAACCAGUCCGGCCACCCCUUCCUGAACCCACCAAGGCCCCUGUAGCUGAUCCCAUACCCAUCACGACUGAGGUGGUCAAGAGAGAGAAAAAAGUGAACAGAGCCGUUGUGAGAUUCUCCUACACCGCAGAGCAGCCUGAUGAGUUGUCCUUGAAGGAAGGGGAGACCAUCUCAGUGCUUGACACCAAACUGGAGGAUGAAGGAUGGUGGAAGGGAGAGGUCAAUGGCAAAGUUGGUGUUUUCCCGGACAAUUUUGUGGAACUCAUCCCAGAAGAAGCUCCCAAACCUAAGAAGCCUCCACCCCCAUCUAUCUCGACCAUACCCAAGGCCCCUCCAGGUGGUGGGGGCGGGGCAGGCAAGCCUGGUCUGUACCCCAAGCUGCCUGACAGGGUCCCUGCUGCCGACCCCCAUCUCACAGAGUCCAAGAAACAUGACACAAAACAUGAUGGCAAACACAAGCCGGAGGCACCGAGCAACAAGAUCAAAGACCACACAGCUCAUUUGAAGGGACCACCGCCUCCGAAGCCGACACAAUCCACCAACGAUCGGGUGGCUCCCCCAUCUACAGCUGCCAAAAAACCCUUUGUCCCUCCCCCUGUGGGCAAAAAGCCCCCUCCCCCAAAACCUGACCCCCCAAAGCCAACUGAGCCUGCCAAGCUGGAAAGUAAACCUGUGAGCGUGACGGCCACCAUUGACUCUAGAACAAAGGACGCUCGGGAAGGCAAUGAGCUCGCAGACGAUAAGGAGCCUCCUGGCCAAUCAGACCAGGGAGAAGCAGAAAACAACUUUGAGUCCUUGGAGCCCACCUCCCAGAAGCUGACACACUUGACAGCAUCCCGAGCUAAAGGACCAAAGAAGAGGCCACCCUCGACAAUAUUCAACUUAGGGGAGAACCCAGACAGCCCUGACUCUGAGGAACUGCCUUCAUCUUCCACCCCCCAGGCAGUUCACACACAGCACAAUGACAGCAGGGCUCCGCACACAUCUAAAGAGAAGCAGUCAAGUAUAUCGGAUGUGGAGAAGAGGUCCACCAGUCACUCACACAAUCAGUCGAACCACCAACCCCACCACACAGCACCGCCACGCCCACCAGAACCCUCGGCCACAUCAGGACAAGCAGGUGGGGCUGCCGUGUCCAAGAUUCUGGAGGAGGUGCAGCGAGAACUGCGGGACCUGCGAACAAACACAGUGAGUCGAAGCACCUACCUUGAGAUGCGUGCAGACUAUGACCGACUCAAACAGGAAGUAGAAAGCUUCAAAUCCUCUUCCACAAAGAAGAUCCGAGAGCUGAUGAUGGAGGUGGACGAGGAGAAAAAGCUGAGGCUCAACACACAGGUGGAGAUUGAGCGCAUCAAAAAACUGCUGGCAGAAACAAAUGUGUGAGCUUGAGGAACAUCCCACCAGUGUAAUCCAAUAUCUAGGGGACAGUAGCCAUGAGGCACAGUAGGAACUCCGGAGAAUACACAGACCAAUGUUCACAGACAUAACGGACAUGAGCCUGACAAAAGCAUAUCAGGAUCUCAACACAAACAAUGUAUGUCUGUUAUAUUCAGACGGAACUGCCUACUUACUCAUUCAGUGUAUACACUAAUGCAUAUGGAGCAGAACAGCAGUGUUGAAAUGUUAUAGCUCAACACUGAGCCUUCUCCAGGCUAAUGACGUUCUCAUUUAUAGCUCCACAGGAAAAGAAAGGAUCAAUGUAGAUAUUCGCCUGACAUGCAGACCUUGUGUAAACAAGUAUACCUUGUGCCAGUAGGGUAUGGUGUACACAUGGUUGUAAUGUAGCUUGUGUUGACUCUCAUGAGGUCUUAUCAACAUGGUUGUAAUUUACUUCUCCACAUUUGACAACUGGUACAAGUUUUAUCUUACAUUUCCAGCUAUAGCCUGGGUCCUGUUGGUAUCCGAUGUCCUGUGUAGUGUGAAUGUUAACAUGCGUGAAAUGAGACAAGAGAGAGUGGCAUCUGCUGCUCACAAAUGUCUGUGCUGUACAUUGCUGCUGGGAGACUGUGACGCAAGCACUGUGGGAACCUGGGUGUGAAGCUUGUGCUGUGAUAUCUCCAGCGCUUGGAGAUGCUGCCUAGAUAGAGCUGCUUUAUUGUAAGCGUGCUGGUCUGACUGACCAGCUGGACAUCACAUAUGUCCAAGCAUCAUGCCGGUGGCCACUUUCAACAUUCCAUUGUGGGUCAUAUGCCUAUGUGAUGUGUACAAUGAUAUUAACACUAAUCCUGAUAUCACACAGCAUUAUCCUUUCUCUAUGUUACAUUAUUAACCUGCCAAAUCUGUUUGAUAUACAUGCUUGUCAUUUAACUAAGCUGAAGGAAAAACAUAUUCUGUACCCAGCCGGGGACUGUAUGUACAGGCUCCCUUGAUGCAGAGACUCCUCUGUCAUUUGACAGAAAGA